Cuscuta epithymum is the source of this 1440-nucleotide messenger RNA. Lineage: Eukaryota; Viridiplantae; Streptophyta; Magnoliopsida; Solanales; Convolvulaceae. The record is from the annotation of a GenBank genome assembly.
GGGUUUGCUGGGGUUCUGGAGUGAUGCUAUUGUGCAGAGCUGGACGGAGGUUGGAUCAGAAGCUCCGGCGCUUCUCUACCACCGUGCGCAACCGUGCUGAAGAUGAAGGAGACUGGCUCUACUCUUCCGAGUGGUGGGACAGCUCCGGCGCAGAUGGCAAAACUGUUUUCCGUUCACUUUCCGACAAGGGAAACGGCGAAGUUUCUGUCAUAGCUUACCCCUCUUCUAAACCUGAAAAAGUUUACUGGGGAAGAACAGAGAAGUGGCUACAAGAAAGAUAUCAUGAGAUACAUUCAGGCGAUAGUAAGCACCAAGGAAAUUUCAAGAUUCUUGGUUAUCAGUGGCGAGCUCUCCGCUUUAAUGAAGAUACUCGCCAGAGCACUGUUAAAGUGAUGGCUUUUUACAGAGAGUCAGAUCCUGAUUCCAUACUCUUGAUGCAGCAGCCACAUUGUCUGGCUAUUCCAUAUGUAAAGAGUAUGAUUUGUGCUGGACUGGCUACAAUCUCAUGCUGUAACUUUGAUCUUCAUAAAGCUAUAUGUGGGACAAAGACGAUGAAUGUCUUAUGCAUUGGUCAUGGUGGAGGAAGUAUACCACUGCUUUUAGCAAGCAAAAUUAAAGGGGCGAUGGUUCAUGAUGUCGAAAUUGACCCUAUCGUCAUCUCAGCUUCAGUACAAGCUAUGGGAUUCCCAUCACCUUCACUUGCAACAUCUCCAUAUACUAACCCUACACAAUCAACACAUGACUCAAUCCAAAAAAUGCUAUGGAAAGGAACACAUGAGAGGAUCUGUUUAUAUGAAUCUGACGCUGAAAAGUUCAUCAUUGACCCCACCCAUCAUCUCAAAUAUGACAUCGUUUUCAUCGACGCUUAUGACGGCGAUGAUAUCUUUCCAUACAAGCUGUGGGACCUGCACUCGCCGUUCCUCAAAACUUUGAGUAACUGUCUUCACCCUGAGCACGGGACAGUGAUCGUGAACCUUCACUCAGACGUGGACUAUGACGGCAGAUCAUCCGAUGGUCACUCCUUACCCAUGGGGGGUUAUGUGAAACAAGUGUGCAGGGCCUACAAGGAAGCAUUACUAGGGAAUGGGAAAUCUUGUGAUGGCUUGGCAUACGUGGUUUCAGUCCCUUGGGUGUGUAAUACAACUGUUGUUGUGGCUAGGGGUUUCAGAGGAGGUAGUAGUAGUUUUAACAGGGAGAGUAUUUUGAGUACACUGAUGAGCAGAUCUAUUGAAGUUGAGACUGCUCUUGAUUUGCCUUUUUCAUGUUUAGGAUAUAUUAAAAGAAGUUUUACUCUUGUGGACUGAUUUAUUACGCUUACUGAUUUAUUACGUGAUUUUAGCUUGGACAUUCUGCUUGCUUGGGAAUUUGGGAUUAUAUAUUGAGACUCGAUAUGAAUGAUAAUCGAGAUUCUAUUUAUUAGUAUUCCAGACAGCGAGUUGG